Messenger RNA from Etheostoma cragini (Arkansas darter), 639 nucleotides. RefSeq lists its product as uncharacterized. The record is from RefSeq and is a predicted model, not a curated record. The transcript has 5 exons. NCBI's taxonomy places the organism in Eukaryota, Metazoa, Chordata, Actinopteri, Perciformes, Percidae. Bases 1 to 639 code for a protein of 212 amino acids.
AUGCGGAGGAAGGCCAGAGGGAAACCGCUGCACCGCACUAGGGUCACGGUUCCGUAUCUAUUUGGGCCGGGCCCGGUAGAGGUUACCAGAGGUUCAUCCCUUAUCCCCGCCGCAGUGGCUACCACACAGCAUCACUGUCAGCUCUCGGACAAAGCCACGGGAAGCGCAAUUCGUAGAUUGGGGUUCCUGGUCAAGCAGUGUUCCAGACUAGUUGCCAAGAAAUUUGACAUUCCCACCUUGGACUUGAAGGUCUAUGAUGAAUCGCAGACUGAAGUUGACAAGAAGGUGUUUGAGUUUCUUCUAUUGAAACAAGACCUUGGUGUGCUGGAAAUUUGUUUGCCUCAAAGCUCAAAUCUUGAUGAUUUGUUGAGCUCCCCUGCAAGCAGUUCCUUUGCAAACUUGAGUGGAGACAAUUCAAAGGACUCGGAUGACACCAUUUUAUUGCAGCAAAGUCCUGAUACAAGAAAGAGAGCUGAGGAUGCUCGUCUAGGUCAGAUGAUCGAAGGCGUUCUGAAGAACAAACCUGGAGGAGAGAGGAUCUUGAAUGAGUAUGCCCGGACAAAAACUUUAACAGAUAGCAGAAGACGCGAUAUGGUCAAGAUAUUGGUUGCACAUAUGACAAGUGAACAUGGAAUGUAA